GUGACAGAUAAGGCGGCACGUGGCUGUAUGUCAAUAUUCCUUUGCCCCUUAUCUGGGAUAUUAAAAAAGGGAGUCAAUUCGUGAAGCGCGGAAAGACCGUUGUCAAAAAUUCUCUAUUGUUUUUAUUUCGUUAGCAAAAAAUCAUUACUGAAACAAUUGUUUUUAACUCCGAGAAAUAAAGGUCUUGUAGGAUAAAUUUUCUACCAAGUGCGAGAGUUUCGUCCAAGUGGAGAAGGAACUGCUUCAUUGCCGGAUCGCUAGAAAACAAAGGGAUGUCUAAGAAACGAGGUCUAAGUGCUGAUGAGAAGAAGAUAAGAAUGUUGGAGAUAUUUCAUCAAAGUAAAGAUUUCUAUCAACUAAAGGAGUUAGAAAAAAUCGCUCCAAAAGAAAAAGGCAUAACAAUGCAAUCAGUAAAGGAAGUAGUUCAAAGCCUAGUCGACGAUCACUUAGUUGAUUCUGAGAAAAUUGGUACUUCAAUAUACUUCUGGUCAUUUCCAAGCAAAGCAAAAAACGCUAAGAAAAGAAAAUUUCUCAAUACACAGGAUGAGUUUGAAGAAAUAUCAAAAAAAUUAAAAAAAACGGAAGAGGCUAUUAUAUUAGAAUCUGCUGAUCGUGAAACAAGUGAGGAGAGAAAUGUAUUAUUGAAAUUGUUGGAUGAAGUAACAAAAAGAGAGUCAGAACUUAAGAAAGAACUACAAAAAUAUAGAGAUUCGGACCCUGAAUACAUUGCACAAUUAAAAAUUGAAGUUGAAGAAUUAAAAACAGCAGCAAAUAGAUGGACUGAGAAUAUUUAUAUACUGAAAUCCUAUAUUAAAAAUAACUUUCAAAUUGAUAAUGAUAUUAUUGAUCAGAACUUUAACAUACCAGCUGACCUGGACUACAUAGAAAAUUGAAUAAUGUUAUACUUAUUAGUUAAUUUGAAAAAAUGUUUUUAAGAUAAUAUCUAUUUGACCUAAGUAAAGCUUUCAGUGUUUAACUUUUGUUUUCUUUAUAAUAAUUUUAUUAAAAACUGACUGAUCCAAAAGACGGAUUUACAA
Molecule: messenger RNA, 1037 nt
Organism: Melitaea cinxia (Glanville fritillary)
Lineage: Eukaryota; Metazoa; Arthropoda; Insecta; Lepidoptera; Nymphalidae
Product: meiotic nuclear division protein 1 homolog
Exons: 6
Coding region: 273-893 (206 amino acids)
Biological process (GO): reciprocal meiotic recombination
Cellular component (GO): nucleus
Molecular function (GO): double-stranded DNA binding
Source: RefSeq, a predicted model, not a curated record